Messenger RNA from Eupeodes corollae, 2329 nucleotides. RefSeq lists its product as uncharacterized. The transcript is spliced from 5 exons. The coding region runs from base 797 to 2188 and encodes 463 amino acids. The record is from RefSeq and is a predicted model, not a curated record. Lineage: Eukaryota; Metazoa; Arthropoda; Insecta; Diptera; Syrphidae.
GCCUAAAACGGUCGAUUGUUUUGAUUAUCUUCUACACAAAAUUUAAAGCAUUACUCAAUAUUUAAUGUUCUUCUAUCAAAUUAAAAUUUAAUCAAAUCGAAAUCUUUAUUUUGAUUUAAGUUUGUAUGUUUUUUUUUUAAUUAUGUGGUUUUGGAUUUCAAUUUUUAAUAAAUCAGGCCAUCAUUCAUCAUCAUCAUAAAAUAAUGUAGACAACAAAAAGUUGUUAAUAAAAUGCUUAUUGUAUCGUCGCUAGUCGUGGUGGUGUAACAUUUGAGUCAGAGACAUUCGUGAAGUGGAUAUUAUACGCUUCACAAUAAAUUGUUUUAAGAUAUGUGAAGAGUGUACCUGUAGUACAUUCCCCGGUAUCUUAUCAUUAUUUAAAAACAAUGUUUAUUUUUUCUUGUGUAUAAAAAUAAUCGGUUUGUAAUUGGCAAAACGCAUGAGACACUCUUUCAACGAGAAGACGAGAGUAUCUUUUAGCUGGUCGGAAAAAAUCAGUUACCUAUUAACCAUCGCGAAUUAAGCAGUGUUUCGAAAAGCAACCGAUACAACCUGCUGAAGAUACUAGAUAGAUACGCGCAGUUAAGCUUUGUCGCAAGACCGGAAUAUUAAACGACUUUUUGGACUUUAUGAAACCUUUUAAGAAAAAAAAACAAACAGUGUGAAAAGUGAAAGAUUUUGAAUUUAAUCAGCUGUGCCACUAAAGUUCGCAAUUGUUUUCUGCAUUUCUUUGACUUCUUUUAAGUUCCAACCAGUCAAAGUAAUUAAUAACAAAAAGAGAAGUUCCGACGUUAAAAUGUACACCUUUCGAGUAGUGUGGUGUGUUGUUUUCAUUUUUUGCGUGUCGUUGGUAAAUUGUUUAACCAAUCUAACGUCAAAUACGACGACAGUGACGGUGACGACGACGACGAAAUUAACUGAUGUGCAACGUCCUCAACUAAGCACUUUAGAUAAAUAUCUAAGAUCUGAGAAAUCAUUUGCUAUUGUGAAUGGUGGCAGAAAUAGUGAUAAUACCGUCGGCGUUCCAUUGAAUGAAAUUUCUGGAUUACAAAAUGUUACAUCACAAAAUUAUCCUAGGCCAUAUCCUGUACCGAAAAUUGUCAAACAACGCUUAUCAGUGGACAAUUCCAUAGGACUGGACAUCAUUAUUAAUGAUUUGGAUAUUGAUCCAACAUCAGAUUAUAUUUCUUUAACCCCACUCAAUACAGACGGGAGUGAAGGCCGUCCAAUUAUUCUUACAGGAAAACUGAAAGAACCCUUGAGCAUUCGGUCGCUUGGAUUUACCCGAGCAAAUCUGAUUUUUGAAGCCAGAACAGUCGGAGGCCAUUCGUUUAGAGGUUUUUCCAUAAGCUAUGCUCCUUAUGGUGAAGUUCGUGAACCAAGCACCCAACCACCUGAUUACACACUUUCUUAUGAUCAGCUGCAAACAUCUAGUAAACUUCUGGUAGUUGCAAAGAAUGAUCAAACCUCAGUGACAUGGAACAGAUUCAAAGAGAUCAUGGCACAAUCAGCGAAUUCCUAUAUCGCAGCCGAAAAACUAACUCUUGAGAAGGCUACACCUGAGAAUGUCACCCUCACCCGGGUGGCGGAAUGUUUUGAAAGUUGGCCAGAUUCAGAGAAUUGCAUUGAACUUGAAUUUGCAAUCACACUUUACAAUGAUUCAAGUCUAAUACCAACUAUUGUCGAUCCUUACCUUGAAGAUCUCACACCUCGUGAGCCAGCGGGAAUGAGUGAUCUUCAGUUGGAAUUGAUGUGGGAUAAAUUUGGACGGUCAGCAUUUCAGGAAAGUGGUAUCAGAGAAUAUGAGUUGCCAGAUACCAGAUCGCAAAUUCUCAAAUGGGUUGGUAUUGCCAUUGGGGUUUGUGUCUUGAUGUUUUUGGUUCUAGUUGCGGUAUUUCGAUCUCCAGCAUUCCGAGAUCGUUGGGUGGAAGAUGAUGAAGUGGCCAUAAAACCCAAAGAAGAAACGAAUAAAGUAUCAACAGUUGACAUUACAAUGUACCCCUCCCCAGAUCAAAUCAUUCCGGAAAUGUAUCCAGGUUAUCAAACAGGUGGAGUUUCCAAUAAUUCCCACAAUCGACCAAGUAACUUUGAUACAAUCAAUGAGGAAAACAAAGGAGAUGAAGAUGCAAAAAAUAAUAACAACAUCGGAGGCAUCACAACACGUACAGCACAAUCUCAGCCCGAGUAAUUUUCCAUUAUAAAAAGCAAAGACACAAACAAAGCGGAUAAAAUAAAAACAGGAGAAGGAUGAUCACCAAAAAUUAUUAUUUAUAAAUAAGAAAAACAAAAACUAUGUGAUAAAAAUUAAAUAAAAUUUAGUUAAAAUUUA